AUGCCUCAAGAGGGCCCCCUAGAGCAUCUGGAGCAUCUGAGGGUUUACAGUGGGAAUAAUCCAGUCAUUCCCAUUGCCCAUGGGACCAAACGCCACCUGACACAAGCCAUCGUGAUGACAGCCUUGAUCCUUCAUGUUUUUAUUCUGCUUUUGGUUUCCUGUUUGGUAUUUGCCAAGGAUGGCACACCACCGAAGGGACACCCCUGCGUUGCUCACUCUCAGCCGUGGCAAGUGGCUGUCUACAAAUUCUUCUCUUUCUAUUGCGGAGCCAUGCUCGUAGAUCGGAGCUGGGUACUCACGGCAGCUCACUGCAAUAAUGGCGCUGUCCGUAUCCGGCUUGGAGAAGAAAACCUGGAUCGUUUUGAUGGAACGGAACAAUAUAGGCAUGUGAUAAAAACCAUUGUCCACCCUGGAUACAAUCGCACAACCCACAGCAAUGAUCUAAUGCUGCUGAAACUGAUGAUCCCAGCGAGACUAAACUGCUAUGGAGACUCCGGGGGACCCCUUGUCUGCAACGGCAGGCUCCAGGGUGUGGUGUCUUGGGGAGACGUCCCCUGUAUUACCAGCACCAAACCUGGGGUCUACAUGGACAUUUCCAUGUACGUAGACUGGAUCAAGAAGACCAUAUGUGAGAACUGA
Sphaerodactylus townsendi is the source of this 639-nucleotide messenger RNA. RefSeq names its product kallikrein-15-like. The transcript is spliced from 5 exons. Bases 1 to 639 code for a protein of 212 amino acids. The record is from RefSeq and is a predicted model, not a curated record. Gene Ontology annotation, molecular function: serine-type endopeptidase activity. Lineage: Eukaryota; Metazoa; Chordata; Lepidosauria; Squamata; Sphaerodactylidae. Gene Ontology annotation, biological process: proteolysis.